CUUGUCUCUCUUUGCAAUGCAUGGUUUUACCUUUUCAAUACCCUUCAUCGUUUAGCUACUGCCAUCAUCUAUCUCUCUCUCUUCUAUAUUCCUCUCUCUCUCCCAUACUGGAAGAUCAGUAACAACAUGGCACUAUGGUUAACAAGUACAAGAAGAGGUGGUGGUAACUUAAUGAAGAAAAUCAUAAGCAGUUAUCCUCUACCAUUAUUCCCUAAUUAUCAAACAACUAUUGCUUCCUCAUCUUCAUCUCCCACUCUCCUCAGUGAUUCUAUUAAUGGAAAAAGGACUUCUUCAUUCCAAUAUUCGUUUUUGGGUACUCGCCAUUACAAAUCCAUGCAUGCAGCAGGUGAACAGAUAUUAUCCCAAGAAGAUGAUAAUGAUGAUUCUACUUUUGGGAAAACAAAGAAUAUGGAUCUUCCGGGUGGCAAGAUUGCGUAUACAAUUGACAUGAAAUUUCUUCCUGGUUCGUCUGAGGAGAGGGUGAAAUGUUACCGAGUUCUUGAUGAGGAUGGCUACCCGAUUUCAUCGGACAUGUUGGAAUAUAUGAGUAAAGAACUUGCAUUGAGAGUGUAUAGCGGCAUGGUUACGCUUAAUACAAUGGAUAAAUUCUUUUACGAGGCGCAAAGGCAAGGAAGAUUAUCAUUCUAUUUAACAUCAUUUGGUGAGGAAGCUAUCAACUUAGCAUCAGCGGCUGCACUUAGCUUCGACGAUAUAGUAUUAGCGCAGUAUAGAGAGCCAGGAGUUUUAUUGUGGCGCGGUUUUACCAUGCAAGAAUUUGCAAACCAAUGCUUCGGAAACAACAUUGGCCAUGGAAAAGGCAGGCAAAUGCCAAUUCAUUAUGGAUCGAAGAAGCUCAAUUAUAUUACAAUUUCAUCACCAUUGGCCACACAACUCCCUCAAGCAGUUGGUAUGGCUUAUUCGCUAAAAAUGGAUAAAAAGGAUGCGUGUGUAGUGGCAUUUUUCGGAGAUGGUACUACGAGUGAGGGAGAUUUUCAUGCUGCUUUAAAUUUUGCUGCGGUUAUGGAUGCUCCGGUUGUAUUCAUAUGUCGUAACAAUGGAUGGGCUAUUAGUACUCAGGUCACCGAGCAAUUUCGAAGCGAUGGAGUUGUUGUUAAAGGCCAAGCCUACGGAAUUCCAAGUAUAAGGGUAGAUGGCAAUGAUGCUCUAGCAGUUUAUAAUGUUGUUCGUAGUGCUCGUGAGACGGCUAUCAACGAACAACGCCCAAUACUUAUCGAGGCCAUGACAUAUAGAGUAAGUCACCACUCUACAUCCGACGAUUCAACAAAGUAUCGGUCGAAGGAUGUUAUCGAAUACUGGAACACAGUGCAUUCUCCUAUAACAAGAUUAAGAAACUGGGUCGAGAGAAAAGGUUGGUGGAGUGAUAAAGAAGAAUCUGAACUCCGUAUUCAUACAAUGAAACAGGUUAAACAUGCGAUUGAUGAAGCCGAAAAAGAAGAAAUGCCACUUCUUAGAGACAUGUUCACAGAUGUGUAUGAUGAUUUACCAUCAAAUUUAAUGGAGCAAGAAACAUUGGUUAGAGAAACAAUACAAAGGCACCCAAAAGAUUUCCCCAAGGACAUGCCACUAUGAAAUCUUUGAAUUUGUCAAUGCAAAUUUGCUACCUUUAUUGGAAUGGAGAAGUAUGAAAAUACUUUUCUGUUAGCUUGAUCAUGUGCAACCUUCAUUUUAAAUCU
This is a messenger RNA of Helianthus annuus (common sunflower), 1694 nucleotides long. Its product is annotated as 2-oxoisovalerate dehydrogenase subunit alpha 2, mitochondrial. The transcript has 9 exons. Gene Ontology annotation, biological process: branched-chain amino acid catabolic process. Lineage: Eukaryota; Viridiplantae; Streptophyta; Magnoliopsida; Asterales; Asteraceae. The record is from RefSeq and is a predicted model, not a curated record. The coding region runs from base 127 to 1590 and encodes 487 amino acids. Gene Ontology annotation, molecular function: oxidoreductase activity, acting on the aldehyde or oxo group of donors, disulfide as acceptor.